GCUGCUCAUUUACUCACACACUCACUCUUUACCUGUGAUUGACACCGACAACCUAAAGCCAAACCAAUAGAGAGAGAGAGAGUCCCUUCCCUCUCUCUUGGAUGACAAGUUAACAAACAAAUGAAUGAAAAAUGGACCUCCCAACACACUCUUAGAUUUGGAUCUAUAUUUCAUUCAAUUGGAUAAUAAUUAUUAUUUGUUACCUCUUACAUUAUUUUUCCAAAAAAAACAUGUGUAUAUGUCUAUCAAACAAAGAUCUAAUAAUACAAUAAACACAAUGAGAUAACAUCUUCUGUUGGAUUGGACCCACUUUCAAAACUCAACAAACAAACCACUUUUUUUAUGUAUUCCAUUUCAUGUGAAUCAUAUGAAAGACUUUUAAGGAUCAAGAUUGUAUAUGAAGUUUUGUAUUAUUCCUUAAAAGUUUUCAAGUUUGAGCUUUCAACAACACUCUAACUCUAGCUAUGGAUCCAAGUUCUUAUCUUGAUCAUGCCCUUUUUCAACUCACCCCAACAAGAACAAGAUGUGACUUGGUAAUUGUUGCUGGUGGUGUUAGUGAAAGACUAGCUUCUGGGCUAUUAGAACCUUUUAUUUCUCAUCUUAAAUGUGCUAAAGAUCAGAUUUCAAAAGGUGGCUAUUCAAUCACUCUAUGUCCUGUUGUUACAUUUGCUCCAUGGUUCACUAAAGCCACUCUUCAAAGGUUUGUUAGAUUUGUAAGCACCCCAGAAGUUCUAGAGAGGUUUGUGACCAUAGAAAAAGAGAUUGUGCAGAUUGAAGGUUCAGUUCAAUCUAGUGAGGCAGAAGGAAAUGUGUCAUAUGCCGAGGGGCGUACCAAAAGGUCAACUAUUUCCUCCAAUCAAGAUGGAACUGAAGAGAACUCGAGGGUUCGCCUUCAACGUGUUCUAGACAAUCGUAAAGCUAUGCUUUGCAAAGAACAAGCAAUGGCCUAUGCACGUGCUUUAGUUGCGGGAUUUUAUCCAGAAGCUAUGGAUGAUCUUAUCUCUUUCGCUGAUGCUUUUGGAGCAUCACGUUUAAGGGAAGCAUGCUUAAAUUUCUUAGAGCUGUGCAAACAGAAGAACGAAGACAAGCUUUGGAUGGAUGAGAUUGCAGCUAUGCAGGUGUCUUCUCAAGCCGUAUUGCCUUACUUGAGGACAUCCGGAAUCAUACUUGCAGGCGAAGAUGACUCGGGCAGUAAGCUAAAUGGCUUAGGUGAUGUCUCAAUUUCUGGUUCAACCCCAAGCCAUGCAAGUUUGGACAUUGGACAAGAAUAUAGGUUGCCAGCAGCAGGUCAAACUCCAUCAUCGGACGGAAGGGCUCAAAUGCCAAUGUCGUGGCCGAACCAUCAUCCGCAGUACAUUCACAAUUUUCAAGGUCAUGCAUUUCAACAAAUGCCUCCAUACCAAGGAUACAUGUAUCCCGGUAUGCAGGUUCCGUCUUCAUAUUAUCCAGGGAAUAUGCAAUGGCCUCCAAACGAGGAUCACUCACACAGUGAUAAAACAUCGUAUAAGAAAAAGAAGAAGAAAAACAAACAAUCUCAAGUAGCGGAUCACUCUGAAGAAGAUGGCUCAACUACAUCAUCUGAGUAUACUGAUGAGAGUGAUUCAGAUGCCGACUCAAAGCGAAGCAAAAAGAAAUCUUCAACGGAGCAUCUGCGCAGAAAGAAGCAUGGAAAGAAAUCCUCAAGGAAAGUAGUUAUCCGUAAUAUAAACUACAUAACUUCCAAGGGAGACGGCGAAAAAGGUAGUAUCACAGAGGGGAGUUUGUCGAACGAGGAAGAAUUUAUCAACGGAGAUUCCUUGAAACACAAGGUUGAAGAAGCUGUUAGAAACAAGUCAACCUCGAGUCACCGUAAGCAACAACAUAGUGCAAAACACCUUGGCAAUGUAAAUGGUUCAACCGAUGCUGAUUUGAAUGGCAAAAAAGGCGGUAACAACUGGGAUGCUUUCCAGAAUCUCCUUUUGAGAGAAGACGAUGAUUCUACUCCUGAUACCGAAAAACAGCCUAUGAUGUUUCAGGAAGAAUAUAUGAUGAACAAGAAUUUUGCAGAUGGAAGGUCAAAUGAAUAUAACCGCGAAGCAGAAAUCACUAAAACUCGAGUAGUUUCAAAUGAUUCAUUUGUUGUGACACAGAGGGAAUUGAACGGUGAGGGUCGAGAUCGUGUUGAGUACUUCAACGAAGGGAAGAAUGGACCUACAUUUAUGCAGAGAAAGAAAAUCAAUGAUGAGGAGUUGUUGUUUUCUCGGAGAAAUGAAGAAUCGGGUAGCUAUUAUGUGUCAUCUUCAGCUACAGAUCGCUUACCUGAAGAGAAAAACAAGAAAGAUGUUUUGGCUGAUGACUCUUUUAUGGUUCAAGCUCGGCCGUCACAAGGUCAAUUUAAUUCUCAAUCAGCUGCUGAUAUAAGUUUGGUUUCAGACAUUGUCGGCGCUACUGAAUUCACAAACGGCACACAAGAAGAUUCGCACAAGAAGACUGAGACCUUAAUUUCUCGUGAGCCGGAAGAUCUGUUGAUGGUUAUUGGUCGCGAUUCAGCUGUAGAGCAUAGUGCAGCACCCUGGAGAAUGGAAAUGGAUUAUGAAAAUAACAUUUCAUUAUAUGAAGCAAACAAAAAAAAUUCUGAUGUUGAACCUGAUAAAAAUCGUGUAUCUAAUCGUGUAGACGCCGAUAAGAAAGCUACUGGAGUGAAAACCGGGAAAGUUUCAGGUAAAGAGGCAAAGUCAAAGGCUCCAAAUGCAUCUCUUGGGAAAAGCAAAUCUGAUAUCAUGUCAAGAAGUAGAGCAUUGCCAGGAAGCAGAACUACGGUUACGAAGGGCAAAUCCGAGAAGGAAGAAGAAAAUAGAAAGAGAAGGGAAGAGUUAAUGAUCCAGCGACAGAAAAGAAUUGCCGAAAGAAGUACCUCGAAGAAGACUGGAACAGGCACUAAGACAGCUGCAAAGAAAGGGAAUCCUAAUGAAGAGACUAAGAAACCGAACAAAACAGUCCUUAGGAGUUCGACCAUUGAUCGUCUUGCAACUGCUCGAGUAACUCCGAAGAAGAUUUUGCCGAGUCAAGCAAAACCAGGUCCAACAAAGAAACCUUCGUUGAAGGCAAAUGGAGUACCUUUGCAGAAGAAACAGCUCCAAAAAGAAGUCAAAUCAUCAAAUCAUAAAGAAGACGCGCGUAAAACAAAAGGCAAAGUUCUUUCCGAGACUAACAGGAAGACUAAGAAUGAAACAAAAGCCUCAGUAGUGUUGCCUAUCAAACCCGAUGCCGCACAAGCUGUUGAACAAAACAACAACAAUCGUGAUUUCAAAUACAUCGGAGAGAUAUCCAAGGCAUCACCGGAGAAACAUUCAAGAUAUUUGACUUCAGAAAGAGAAAUUGCGGAUGAAAAUAUUCGCCAACUUCACACUAACUCAUCUUUGCCAAAUCAGUCUAGAGUUGAGGAAGUAUCAGACAAGUUAUCUUCGCUUCCUAGGGAUAAUAACCAACCUCGGCAUAAUACUGAAAUGAUCACAACUUCUACAGCUGCAUUACCUACCAAACCAUUAAUAUAUACUGAUUUGAAUUCAAAGGCUAAUCAUAAAAUAGAUGAAAGUAAUGUUACUCCGCCUAAAGUCUCAGAGAUAGAAAUCUUUACCCCUCCACCAAGUAACCAAGUAAUGCAAGAAUCAAUCCACAACAGGAAGAAAUGGAUCAAUGAGGAAGAAGACUCUUCGAAAGCGGUGAAAGGGUUCCGUAAGCUUCUCUUCUUUGGAAGAAGAAGCUGAAGAACCUUUGUUAAGGGAAGUUAUGAGUUAUCUUUAUACAUGGUUUUGGUUAUUCAAUAUUUUGAAAGAGAGUUUACUUUGUUGGCACAUUGAAUUAUUUGUUGUUUUUGAAAACAUAUUCAUGUGACAUGGUAGUCAUGUGGAAGAUUGUAGAUAGUUUUCAGCUUCUCAGACAUUAUAACAAUAAAGCCAUGUGGAUUGGAAUUGUUAUCAUACUAAGGAAGCAUAGCAGAGGUAGUAAAUUUUCCAUGUUAUAGAGUUCUAUACACAGUUUGAAGUCAAAACGUGUUUCCAUGUAUUGUAAAUCAUAAUUGAAAGUUGUGAUGUUUGGUUGUGUAUUGGUUUCAUGUUGAUAUUUUUUGACAAUGUUCAAACU
Trifolium pratense (red clover) is the source of this 4122-nucleotide messenger RNA. Its product is annotated as COP1-interacting protein 7. The record is from RefSeq and is a predicted model, not a curated record. The transcript is spliced from 8 exons. The coding region runs from base 465 to 3746 and encodes 1093 amino acids. Gene Ontology annotation, biological process: response to light stimulus; positive regulation of DNA-templated transcription. NCBI's taxonomy places the organism in Eukaryota, Viridiplantae, Streptophyta, Magnoliopsida, Fabales, Fabaceae.